GCCCAUCACCGAUGCUUGCACCCAAACUUCUCUCCCAGCCAUCUAUAAAUUUCAGUAACCAAAUUUGAUUAAGGAAAAACCAUAAGCUAACUCCAGACCAAAAUUAUGGAUCUUCCAAACUUUUUAGCAGGAGAUAUCUCUUUCUUUCCUACCCUUCUUCUUAUUGCACCCCUCUUCUAUGUCCUUCUAAAGAACUUCGUGUCGGCAGGUAGUCCAUCGUCACUUCCUCCAGGGCCACGCACAUGGCCGAUCGUAGGAAACAUCCUCCAAAUGAGGAACAUGACUCAUGUUACGUUGACGAACCUAGCUAAAGUGCAUGGUCCGCUCAUGUCUCUACGGCUCGGUAGCCAACUCCUCAUUGUUGGAUCAUCUCCAGCCGCUGCAAUGGAGAUUCUGAAGACCCAUGAUCGUGUAUUCUCCGGUCGAUACAUUAUGCAUGCAGUUCCAGUUAAGAGCCCUGAACUCAACCACUUAUCACUUCUGUUCGCGAGUGAAUGCAAUGAUCAGUGGAAGUCCCUAAGGGCAAUUUUUCGUACGGAGUUGCUCUCACCCACAACGUCAGAAUCUCAGUUGGAGCUGAGGGAGAAGAAAGUGAGGGAGAUGGUGGGGGUUUUGGGUAAAAAAGAAGGGGAAGUGGUGAAUCUUGGAGAGAUAGUGUUUGCAACUGCUUUCAAUACCAUCAGCAAUAUUAUUUUUUCAAAGGAUUUAACAAACUUAGAGAGGAGGGGUGCAGGUGAGGAAUUCGAAGAACUCAUAAAAAGAUUUUUAGAGUUGAUUUCUCUACCAAACAUAUCAGAUCUUUAUCCCAUAUUGGGUCGAUGGGAUAUACAAGGUAUCCAAAAGAAGGGCCUGGAGAUCUUUAGGAGAAUGUCUACAAUUUGGAACAACAUUGUUAAAGAAAGAAGACAAGGAAAGGCUUCAAGAUCACGAGAUUUAAUGGAUGCAUUGAGUGAAAUCGGAUUCAACAAUGAUCAAAUGAAUCAAUUUUUCUUGGAACUAUUUAUGGCUGGUACUGAAAAUACUGCUGAAAUUACAGUGUGGACAAUGGCAGAACUGAUCAAGAAUCACGAAGCCAUGGAUAAACUUCAUGAAGAACUUGCGAAUGUGGUCCAUGGAAACAUUGUAAGGGAGUCUCAUUUACCUCAGCUACCUUAUCUAGAAGCUUGUGUCAAAGAGACAAUGAGAUUGCACCCUCCCGCACCUUUUUUGCUCGCUCACCGAAACCUAGAAGCGUGCAAGGUCAUGGGUUACGAUAUCCCAAAAGACUCUCAAGUGCUUGUGAAUGUGUGGGCAAUAAGUCGAGACCCCAAGCAUUGGGAAGAUGCUUUGAGCUUCAAGCCUGAACGUUUCUUGAACUCAAGUUUGGAUUACAAAGGACAUAAUUUUGAGUUCUUACCAUUUGGUGCAGGCAGGAGAAUCUGCCCAGGACUGCCCAUAGCUGCAAGGCAAAUUCCUUUGCUUGUUGCAACAUUGGUGCACUUGUUCAAUUGGUCUCUUCCAGGCAACAUGGAUGCGGCCAAGCUUGACAUGGCCGAGAAGUUUGCGACAGCAUUGAAAAAAGAACAACCUUUAUACCUUAUUCCUAGAGUAAGGGUGCAUGGGGUAAAUAACUAGGUCUAAGUUAGGACUAGUGUACGGUUAAUGCAUGGUUGGUUGCUCAUGCUCUCAUGCGCUUGCAAUAAUUUAUUGCUGAUCAGUACAACUACAAGUAUUUUUUUCCCUAAAAUAUCCGCAAGGCCUUUUACAUUAUUGCAUCAAAUAUUUUCAGGGGCACAUGUGAUGAAACUGUAUCGCUAAUGGACUUCAAAAAAGAGGAGCCGCCGGCGCCCGCGGGGGGGAGGAGGGAGGAUGGAGAGAAUGUUCCUGGCAAGUGUUAAAAAUAUUAAGCAUCAUUAGUAUAUUUACCAAAUUACAAUUUUAGCAGAAGCAAAAUAUGCAACUGCUAACAUAUACAUAAUAAUGUGAAUGUCUUCAUCAUUUCUUUCAACUUACCUCAAAUAUUCUAUUGAUGAUAUAGUUUUUCUAA
This is a messenger RNA of Malania oleifera, 2026 nucleotides long. RefSeq names its product probable (S)-N-methylcoclaurine 3'-hydroxylase isozyme 2. The transcript is spliced from 2 exons. Bases 106 to 1614 code for a protein of 502 amino acids. Gene Ontology annotation, molecular function: iron ion binding; oxidoreductase activity, acting on paired donors, with incorporation or reduction of molecular oxygen; heme binding. NCBI's taxonomy places the organism in Eukaryota, Viridiplantae, Streptophyta, Magnoliopsida, Santalales, Ximeniaceae. The record is from RefSeq and is a predicted model, not a curated record.